CUCUCUUUCUCUCUCUCUGUCUCUCUCUCACGUUCUUCGUCUCCCUGACGGAAGGUAUUUUUCUUCUCCGUCCUCUCUCUCUCUCUUUCGCUCUCCAUUCCUUUCUAGGGUUUCUAUAAAGGCUCUUUACUUCUCCUUUGAUCGAAAUCUACGGAAAUUGCUUUGAUUUUCACGCGAUUUCAGAACUCCCAGACGCGUGUAUCGAUCUCAAACUCGUAAAAACUGUGGAUUUUGAAGGAGCUGAUAUAUUUAAUUACAUGCAUUUUACAUCCGGUAGUAUUAACUCAAGGGGAUUAGAUUGGAUUGAUGAUUGCCUUUUGAUUUCUUGGCAGUAGAAAGGUGCACCCAACUAAUUAGCUUGCUCCUUCAAUAUGGAUUGGAAGAAGCUUGUCCAUGUAUGCUCCAGAGACUACCAUAGAAGCGUACAACCUUUGAAGUGCUCAACAAUUGUGCUCCAAUCUUCCCAUGUCUCCCGCAAAAAGCGCCAUUCAUCCAUAAGGAUGAAAUACAAAUCUUCCUACUCGCAUUCUCUGUUGUGUGGAAAAGUAUUCUUGUCCCCAUCAUGUGGAAACAUCGACGCUUAUGAAGAUCAGGCACAGUUGACACUUUUUGGACCGAAACCUAUCAUCACACCAAAUUAUUGAGCGGACAUGGCACAGAGAAACAUACUGUGCACGAGUCAAAUGCAUGAUUUGGAAAUAGAGCAGGGGCAGAGUCACCUUCAGCCUGAGCCUUGCAUUCUUUUAGGCAACAUGGUUAAUUUCCCGAACCCCAACAUCCACCCAGUGUUGUCUGCUCCUGGGAACGCUACUAAUCUUGAUCACCGCCAUCUGCCGAUGGACCAUCAAGACAGCAGUAUGUUCUAUGGAAACCAGUAUAAUGGUCUUCAGCAUCGUCAUCCUGUCAUAAACAUUGAUUUAAACAGCGUUGCUCCCUCCAACUUCACCUACAACCCGUACAUGGUACCUUCAUCCACCAGCAGAAUUGGCCCUAUGCCUCUGAAUCAUGGUUCUUCUGAUCACAUACCAUCUUCAAGCAAUCAUGGACUUGCUGGAGUUAGUUUAGAUGAGUAUGGAAGGAACACCCAAUUCAUGGAUAACCUUAGAGGGUCAUGCAAAAGGAAGACCGCUGAAGGGGUUCCAGGGAACUUCCCUGUCAGUGGCUCAGCAAGUUCAAGUUCAUCUUCUUCAGGGGUCCCACUGAAUUCAGGACCUCAGCAGUGGGAGGAACCGUUUGAAACCGGUGUUGGCGUGUUGGAGCCCACAGGUUUUACCACAUCUGACUACAGAGGAAGUGGAGUUCUCUCAAUUAAUGAAGGAUCUCAAAGAAGCGUGAGGAGUAGAUCAAGUGCCAUCAACCUUCAGAUGGACUCUUCUUUGGCACAUCAGAACCAAUUACUUCAAGGGAAUUAUAUGGGCAGAUCCUUUCAGGCAGCUGGCAAUGCAUGGGUGGAACAAUUUGGGAGUAAUGGUGGCGAUGGGAGCAGUUCCGGAUGGAGUUAUGCACCUUCAAUGGCUUAUUUGCACGGUAGUUUCUUGAUUUCUUCAGGAAAGCCACUCUACAUUGUAAAUGAAAAAACAUUUGUUUCCUUACCACAACAACCAGUUUUACAAAAGAAAUGCCCGCCAAGUUUCUUAACUGGGAGAAGCAUCAAUGGAGGUCCCUUAGAGAUCGGGAGUAUGAGUGGACAGGGAUAUCAGGACACCAUAUCCGGCAGGAAUUCUGGGAUUCUCUUGCAUCCUUCUUCCAUGCACCAUCCCCAUCCUCCUCCUCUGCCCGUGCAAGGCAUGCAGGGAAGUCAUAGUUAUGGCUAUCAUCCACAAGUUCCUACACCUUCCUACAGGCACCCGACAACCACCAACUUGCAUCAUGGCACUCUGAAUCCUUCUCGGGAUGUUUUAGAGUCAGGGUCCAGGUAUCCAAGGCCUUUUUCGUCCAGUGGUGACCGGAUGUUUAGGCCUCACCGAAGAGGACCACAGGGAGCUCCAGAUGGCAUCAAUGGACGCAUGAGAUAUCUAUCAGAGGAUGUAGCAAUACUGGAGUUCUCAGGCUUCUAUGGUGUUGGGAAUCUCAUUGACCAACACAGAGAUAUGCGGCUGGAUAUAGAUGACAUGUCUUAUGAGGAACUAUUGGCCUUGGAGGAACGGAUUGGAGACGUAAACACUGGUUUAUCCGAGGAAUCCAUCCGGAAGUGUCUAAAGACGAAGAUACAUGUUUCUUGCAUAGCUUCUUCCCCUCCAGACCAGUCGGCAAGCAUGAUGCAAGACAACGGCACCUGCAUUAUAUGCCAGGUCGAGUAUGAGGAGAAUGAGACAAUUGGAAUCCUUGAUUGUGGUCACAAUUACCAUGCUGACUGCAUAAAGCAAUGGCUAUUGUUGAAGAACAUCUGCCCCAUCUGUAAAGUGUCAGCUUUGUCCUCGGAUGGUAAAGAAGGAUGAGAGGACGAUGCCCGUCAUUUUACUAAUCAAUUCGUUUGAUUUCAGUGUACAUAGAGAUUUAUAGACAAGCCUCUCAUUUAUUUGACCUUCAGAAAUCUGAGGGUGAACUCAAGUUUGUUUAAGUUGUAUAGAAUAGUGCCAUUGGGUGGGAGGCUCAUGAUUGUUAUAAACUUCUGAAAUGAAUAAUGAUAGUGAUGUUCUCCAUCCUUCAUCAUAUUUGAUGGUUGGGAGUUCAGUUCCAAUA
Molecule: messenger RNA, 2682 nt
Organism: Magnolia sinica
Lineage: Eukaryota; Viridiplantae; Streptophyta; Magnoliopsida; Magnoliales; Magnoliaceae
Product: probable E3 ubiquitin-protein ligase ZFP1
Exons: 9
Coding region: 651-2438 (595 amino acids)
Cellular component (GO): nucleus
Molecular function (GO): ubiquitin protein ligase activity
Source: RefSeq, a predicted model, not a curated record